AGCGCGGGUGGGCGGGUCUGGACGAAGCCACCUCCCCCAGCGAAGGUAUGGCGGCAGCCAUGGCGGCCACCGAGCAGAGUCCGAAGUGUAUCGCCAUGGGGGAGGCGCCGUCGCUGGCGUCCUUGGCGCGGACGUCGCUCUUCCUUCUGCUCUUGGCCUUGCCGCUUCGCGGCCAGCUUACAGACGACACUACACCUAAUGCAGAAAUAACUCAGAACUUUAACUCAAUUCAUAAGGAUGAAAAAAAUAAUUUAUCCUCAAUUAUUUCUGCAACCAGUGAGAACAGUAUGAGGAAUAAAACAAAUGAAGAUAUGAUCCCAACUUCUUUGAAAGUUGAUGCUUCUGUUGUACAUGCACCCAUUCUAGCAGAAGAGAAAGUAAUCCAACCUCCUGUGUCACCUUCAGAAACUGUUAGCAUUAAUCAACAAAAUAUUGAUGUUUCAGAAGAUGCAGAUAGUAAAGAAUAUGACAUGACGGACAGAAAUAUAUUUACUAGUUCCCUACCAACAGCAAAAGAACCUAAAGAUUAUGUCAUCUAUGAUCUAGCUUCUAACUCUCAAAAUAAUCAAGAUGACCAAGAUGUAUCAGAAUUUGCAGAAGAGUCAAGUAUGAGGAACUUCGAGACUAAGAAGUCAUUUGCUCAUAACAUGAAGGAUGCUACAGUCUCGGGAUUGGAAGAUGACAGUCAUUUCUUUUUUCAUCUCGUUAUUUUUGCCUUUUUGGUUGCAGUAGUUUAUAUCACAUAUCACAAUAAAAGAAAGAUAAUUUUAUUGGUUCAGAAUAGAAGAUGGCGAGAUGGCUUAUGUUCCAGAACAGUUGGAUAUCAACGUUUAGAUCAAAAUGUGAAUGAAGCUAUGCCUUCAUUAAAAAUUACCAACGAAUAUAUUUUUUAAAAGUAGAGUGACCGAAAUUUGCAGAAUUAGGAAUUUUCAUUGCCUCUCAAAAUAUAAUAUGAAUGAUUGCCAUAAGCAGUGAUGUGUGUGCUCUCUUUUUACUUUGAAGGUUUUAGCCUUAUAUGAGGGUAUGCAAAAUGUUUAUUUUGAUGAAAGUUGGACUUUAUUAUUUUUAUACAUACAGCUUAUUGUUUAUCAGUUGAUUUAUUUUUCUUUCAUUCUCUGCCUGGAGCAGUUAAUAGUCCUAGCCACAACCUUUCCAAUUGAUCAAUAUUCAGUAUAUUAAAGAAUGUACCAGAUUCCCUAUUUGGAUAAUUGACCUUAUUUCUCUCUUAAAUCAAGCUGCUAAAUAAUACAUAGAGUGUAUUAAUUUAAUUCUAGCCAAAUGAUUUCUUAGAAGAUCAUGCUAAUAUUCCUUCUCUGGAACAUUUGCAUAAACACAUUUUUAAAAA
Thamnophis sirtalis is the source of this 1345-nucleotide messenger RNA. RefSeq names its product chromosome unknown C5orf15 homolog (gene CUNH5orf15). Lineage: Eukaryota; Metazoa; Chordata; Lepidosauria; Squamata; Natricidae. The record is from RefSeq and is a predicted model, not a curated record.